AUGGUAGCAUUUGGGAGAACGACAUCACUGCUUCUACUCCUGCUGCAAACUGCAUUUUGCAUACGAGAUCAAGACUUCGUUCAUGGCCUACAGGAGGAGGAGGCGAAGGAGACGAAGGAAGUGAGACAAAAAGCUGCAAUUAGGUUCCCGCGUACCCUCUCGAAACCCGCCUUCGCAGAGCUUUCAAGUUACGUUUGGCGACGCUUGCGGGAGAGCGCCCAGUCGCAAGAAGAGGAGGAACUGAGAGACAGGAUACGUAAGCCGACUCUGCCGCGCUUCUUUUCACCUACGAGCACCAACCCGACCGCGCUCCGACUGCCUGAUUUUGGGGAAGAGAGACCCUUCAGUCUCGGAGCUAUAAAUCCUCUGCCUGAAAUGCUUCAGCUCCUUGGUGGUGCCGAGGCCUAUAACAUGGACAUCAUGUCGUACAGCAAACCAUGGGAGGUUGUCCUCCAUCCGCAGGGCAGCUUCGAAUUUUCUAUGACGACACAGUCUGCUUGGCACCAAAGAGGAGGAGAAUCCCUGAAUGCAGGCAAUUCUUCGUCUGCAGAUGAGUUGGGGGAUAUGGGACGUAUUAUAAAGAGACGGUUGAGGGCCCUUCAACGCCUCCGGAACAGACAGGUUCGCGCUGCACAUCGCCAGUCCCGACACACUUUCACAAUGACCCGCCUGGACGAUGAUGCCAGCUCGGCCACCUCCCGUCUGCGAGCCAGGAUGCGAAAGCAGCGUCGAAGAACUAGGUGGCGGGGCGUCCGCCUUCUGGAGGAGUACUCAAGUUGUCCGGUAUGGCGGACCUGGCGUGACUAUGGCCCCCAGUUUUGGCCACGUUGGGUGCGGGAGGGUAGGUGCGUAGAUGUGGCCGGAACCUCCUGUUCUUGGCCGCCAGGAAUGCACUGUGUGGAGGCCGGACGCACUGUUGCUCUCAUUCUGCGCUACAUCUGUCUCCAAGCCUGGCCUCUGGAUCGCUGUCGUUGGUACCGUGUACCCCUGCCUCUGGUCACUUCCUGUCGCUGUAACAGUUGUAGCCACACACACAAAACUGGAGUUGGCGGGCCGUAG
Messenger RNA from Spirometra erinaceieuropaei, 1059 nucleotides. NCBI's taxonomy places the organism in Eukaryota, Metazoa, Platyhelminthes, Cestoda, Diphyllobothriidea, Diphyllobothriidae. The record is from the annotation of a GenBank genome assembly.